Ceutorhynchus assimilis (cabbage seed weevil) is the source of this 753-nucleotide messenger RNA. NCBI's taxonomy places the organism in Eukaryota, Metazoa, Arthropoda, Insecta, Coleoptera, Curculionidae. The record is from the annotation of a GenBank genome assembly.
GCAUCCAGUAAGGAGAUAUCGUCCGAUAUCGCACUAAGUGGACACCCUGUAUAUUACAUAUUUAUGCAUCACAUGGGAUAAAAUAACAUCAAGAUUUUGUUUUUAACGCUAAAAAGUGUUUUUUUUUUUUGUAGUGACCAUAAGAAAGUGAACCUUGGUGAAAAAUCAACGAUGAAGUUUUUCAUUAUUGCUACUGCCAUCUUUGUAGCUGCUUUGGCCGCUGACGACCAUAAAGAAAUCCAUCGAAAAUGCCAAGACGACCCAGCCUCCCAUAUAGAUAACAUGGUAUCUGAUCCAAGCAGAAUUGAAAACCUCCCAGCCAACUAUGGUAAGCACAUUCUCUGCAUGUGCAAAGGCUUGCACUUGUUGACAGAGGAUGGCAAAGCCAAUAGACAAGAAAUCCAAUCUCGCGUUGAACAUGCGAUGCCACAAGAUGCCACUAAAGUUGCCGCUGUUGUUGCCGAGUGCAGUGAAAACAGAGCUAAUGGUGAAGAUACUGCUAUGCAUAUCUGGGCUUGUUUACAUAAACAUCAAGUCAUGCAAGGUCAUGGACAUAGUAGCGAAGAAAGCAGCGAGAAGGAUAGCAGUGAACAUCAUCAUCAUCAUCACUAAUUCAAUAAUAAGUGAUUAUACCUUUGUGUAAUGUUUUAUAAAUAAAUGAUUUGAUUGAUUUUUCUUAACCUGGUGAGCCAAACAAAACCUGCUAGUUACGUGGUUGCUAGGUGUGGCUAGCUACGAAAGUGAAACUUUCGC